Callithrix jacchus (white-tufted-ear marmoset) is the source of this 1546-nucleotide messenger RNA. Lineage: Eukaryota; Metazoa; Chordata; Mammalia; Primates; Cebidae. The record is from RefSeq and is a predicted model, not a curated record.
AUGAGCCGGCGCCGCUUACCUGUGACCCCAUGGGGCGCGCGGGCGAGGGCGGGCGCCGCGGCCGCCGGCCAGGCGCCGGUGAUCGCCGCCGCCGCCGGGCGGGCGCUGCGUCCGGGCGGGUCCGAGCUGCGCGCUCGCCGGGGCUGCUCGCUGCCGCUGAUUGGCCCGUGCCGCGCCCCGGCCGCGGCCACCGCCCCGGGCCCCGCCCACGCCGGCUCGGCCGCCGGCCCCCGCCCCUCGCUCGGCCCCGGGCGCCGCGCGGCGGGGUCGCAGGGGGCCGCGCCGGGGGUCCGUUGUCCCCCCCCCGCGGGCGGCCGGACGGCGGAAGUGCGGGUGGAGCUCGCUGGGCAUUGUGGGAAGCCCCCUCCCCUGGGCCGGCGGGGGGCCGGGGCGGCGCGGCGAGGGGUCCCCCCUGGCCCGGGCGCGCCCCUGCCCCGAGCGCGCGGAACCGGCUGCAAACGGCCCCACGGAGCGACGACCCCGGCGUGGGCACCCGGUCCCUUCCCGGGCCGCGCACAGGGCGCUGCCCACGCGCUGGCUCUUCGGGGGCGCGCGGGUGCCCGGGUCACGGGCGGUCCCCGCGCCGGACGCGCCGUUGCGCUGCGCGCGUCUCGCAAACUUCGCGACUCCCCCGCCCGGCCGGGCGUCUCCGCGGGCCGCUCGAGUGGCAGAAAAGGCGCCCGGAGUCCGCCCGGGACUCGGGGUCCCGGAGGGUCUGGGCACCGCGCGCGCCCACCUUCGGAGGCCUCGGCGCACCUGGGGCGCGGGCCUCAUGGGGCGCGCGCCGGUGUGGUUUGCUUUGGGCUGGCCCAGGGCACCGGCGGUUGCGCGUGGGUCCCUCCCGUCGUGUCGGCUCCCCAGUGGGGACGAAGGGGCGUGAACCAGUGGCCCAGGCCUCGCCCGGGCCCCGCGUACGGUCCGGAUCUCAGCGCCCAGGACACGUCUCCACCACCCGGACCCUGCGGGUCGCUUCCUGCCGGCGCUGCCCUCAGCCCUCGGGCUGGUGGAGGGGGAAGCGCGGCCCCGCAUUCCUGGCUGGCUUGCGCGAGGGAAAGGCCACCUCGCUUCCUCUCCCCGGGCGCAGCGGCGGGAAGGGAGGGCAACAUUCACAGGUCAUGGAACCCAUCGCGUGUCAGGACGUGCUCGGUUUGGAGAGCCAGGAGUGGGGAGUCAGUAACAGGUUGGUUUUCUGGUCCCGGUCGCAGAAGCAGGAUGACGAAAGGAACGUCAUCGUUUGGGAAGCGUCGUAAUAAGACGCACACGUUGUGCCGCCGCUGCGGCUCUAAGGCCUACCACCUUCAGAAGUCGACCUGCGGCAAAUGUGGCUACCCCGCCAAGCGCAAGAGAAAGUAUAACUGGAGUGCCAAGGCUAAAAGACGAAAUACUACCGGGACUGGUUGAAUGAGGCAUCUAAAAAUUGUAUACUGCAGAUUCAGGCAUGGAUUCCGUGAAAGAACAACACCUAAACCCAAGAGGGCAGCUGUUGCAGCAUCCAGUUCAUCUUAAGAAUUUCACCGAUUUAGUCAUGCAAUAAAUAUUCUGGUUU